GGAAGUCACUACGUCUCCUAUGUUCUGCCAUUGAAUGCCUUCUUCCUUCGAGAUCAUGCAAAUGAUCAUUGGUUUCGAUCAUAUGUCAGUCCUAUGACAAACCUGUUCGAAUGAAGGAACGCCGUGAGCGAAAUCAUCUCAAACUGGCUUAUUAGAAAACAUUGGAGUACUUCCCCUAUUUGAGCGAUGGCUGUCGAAGACCUGGAACAAUGGAUCGUCGACUUCAGCGCCCUCAUACGAAAGUUCCCAGCCGGUGACUUCGUACACCUCUUCUACCCUCUCCUGUGCAUCGCCGUAGGCGGUACGAUACUGUAUUUCACCCACACCGACUACUGGGAUAAACCGAAACGAUACUCUGUUCCGCCCCCUAAAGGGGCCGAUGAAGUCAAAAUCCUCGACAACCCGACCAUCAAGGUCUCAGGCACCACAGCCAUACAAUGCUACAGACCUGCCACUGGCCAGUUCAUGGGCUUCGUCAACCCGUCCACGCCCGCCGGCAUCGAUCGCGCCAUAGAACAAGCCGCGGCGGCCCAGGAGAAAUGGGCCAAGACCACGUUCGCCGAGAGGCGGGCGGUGCUACGCUCCAUGUUGCAGUACGUCCUCGACAACCAGGAAUCGAUCUGUCGCGUAAGCUCCAUGGACUCGGGGAAGACGAUGACAGACGCCAUGCUCGGCGAGAUCAUGGUUACGGCCGAGAAGCUCCAGUGGACCAUCAAACACGGCGAGAAAGCCCUCCGCCCAAGCAGACGACCGACGAACCUCCUCAUGGCCUACAAGAAGAACACGGUGCACUAUGAACCCCUAGGCGUCGUAGCCGCGCUUGUGAGCUGGAACUACCCGUUCCACAACCUGAUCGGCCCGAUCAUAAGCGCUAUCUUCGCUGGCAACGGCAUCGUCGUCAAGGUCAGCGAGCAGACGUGCUGGAGCGCUGCGUACUACACGAACAUUGCACGAGGCGCCCUCGUCGCCCACGGCCAUGAUCCGCAGCUCGUCCAAUCCGUCGUUUGUUGGCCUCAAACCGCCUCCCACCUGACCAGCCAUCCGGGCAUCAGUCACCUAACAUUCAUCGGCAGCCGACCCGUAUGCCACCACGUCGCCGCUAGCGCCGCCAAGGCCCUGAUCCCCGUCGUCGCUGAGCUCGGUGGCAAAGACGCCGCCAUUAUCCUCGAUUCCGCGGAGAAGGAUUUAGGUAGGAUCGUCGAGAUCCUCAUGCGCGGCACCUUCCAAGCCUCGGGCCAGAACUGCAUCGGCAUCGAGCGCAUCAUCGCCGCCCCCGGCGUCUACGACAAGCUCGUCUCCAUGCUCGAGCCGCGCGUCAAGGCCUUGCGUCUCGGAACAGACAAGGACGUCGGCGCCAUGGUAUCCUCCGCCUCGUUCGACCGCUUCGAAGCCCUCGCCGCCGACGCCGUGAGUCGCGGGGCCCGGCUCCUGGCCGGCGGAAAGCGGUACGUACACCCGGAGCACCCGCAGGGCUUCUACUUCACCCCGACGCUUCUUGUAGAUGUGACGCCCGACAUGGCCAUCGCGAACGAAGAGUGUUUCGGCCCCAUCAUGACGAUCCUGCGGUCCCCCUCCCCCUCCGCCGCCGACCUCCUCGCACUAGCCAACGCGCCCGACUUCGGGCUCGGCGCCUCCGUGUACGGGCGCGACUCCGACCCCAUCCUCAAGGAAGUGGUGAGGGGCGUGCGCGCCGGCGGCGUCGCCGUCAACGACUUCGCCGUCUUCUACGCCGUGCAGCUGCCGUUCGGCGGCGUCGGCGGGUCCGGGUACGGCCGCUUCGCCGGCGAGGAAGGGUUGAGGGGCCUGUGCAAUCCGAAAAGCGUGUGCGAGGACCGCGCCGCUUGGCUCGGGAUCCGGACUGCUAUCCCGCCGCCUGUUAGGUACCCCGUUCGCAGCCAGGAGCGCGGGUGGAAGUUCACGAGGGGUGUGGUUGGGCUCGGGUACGCGAUUACGUUGAGGGAGAAGGCGUGGGCUUUGGCGGAGCUUUUGGGGAAUAGUUAGGUUGGUUGGUAGUUGAUUAGGUGAGAGGGAUAGGGGAA
Molecule: messenger RNA, 2039 nt
Organism: Annulohypoxylon truncatum
Lineage: Eukaryota; Fungi; Ascomycota; Sordariomycetes; Xylariales; Hypoxylaceae
Product: ALDH-like protein
Exons: 2
Coding region: 187-2001 (604 amino acids)
Molecular function (GO): aldehyde dehydrogenase (NAD+) activity
Source: RefSeq, a predicted model, not a curated record